AGUAUUGUGUUGUGCCAGGAACAAUUAGGAAUGCCAUUGUAUAAAUAUGCAAUUCUUUUUUUAAAUUUCUAAAGUGUGAUGGAAUGAAUUAAGAUAUGGAUAAAACAAAUUAUAACAUAGCACAACUUCCCGAUAACAUUUUAAACGACUUACGUUGUUCAAAAUGUCAACAAUUUCUCUCAUGUGGUCCAAUUACCAUUUUGGCAACAACGGGAGCAAGUUGGUGCGGAAGAUGUUACACAAAAGACUCCGAUAAUUUUCGAGCGACAGCUUAUGAAGCAGUUGCCGCUUAUUUCUUGUUUCGUUGCAAAAAUUGGAAGAAACAUUGCGCUUAUCUCCUCAAUUGGGACGAAAUUUUGGAUCACGAGGACACCUGCACUUUCGGAAGUUGUUGCGGAAUUCUUUGUAACAACCCCGGCGUGUUUUUCAAAUCGGAUAAUAAUCUCGAUUUUAAUAAAGGGAUAGAGACAGUUUACAACAUUCCAGAAGCGAUUCUCGAGAUUUUAACCUGCAGCCUUUGCGAAUAUUACCUCUGUUCAACGCCGAUUUUUGUAAGCGCGGAAGGAAAAAGCGUUUGCCAUCGAUGCUUCGCAAUAAAAAAUCAAAUGUUACCCAGCAAUUUCGUCCGACACCACGCUUUAGAAAAAAUUUUAACUUUAAUGCUAUUUCCUUGCGUAUUUCGACAUCGAGGUUGCACGAAAUUCUUUCGAUUCGGCUCAAACACCACGGAGCACGAAAAAGAAUGUUCAUACGGACAGGUACAAAAGAAACCAUUAAAAAAGUACACCGAAGGUAAAAAAGAACGAGGAGUUAUCGAAACCCAUUCCGGACAUACUUACGGCACGAUUACACCGAAUUCGCAAUUUUUUGUAGCCCAGGAAAAAGUUACGAGUAAUAAUUCGUUUCGAAUUGACCCUAUUAAAAUGAUCCCGAACGAAGCGCAAGGAUUUUUUAUUAAACAAUUAAUGAAUCAUCGCGAAAAUUUGGUUGAAAAUCGGUGGAGAAAUUCGAAAUUAAAUAACGACGUUUAUUACAAACCGACUGAAAUAAACAAUUUUAUCGAAAAUCCUCCAACAUCUCCCACUUCAAGCUCUUAUUAUCAUAAUUACAUCAAACCGAAUCAUGUCGAUGAUUUCUAUCAACGUCAAACAUCCAAGAAUGGACCAAUAACUAAAGAGCCAAAUACAAGAAAUGAUUACGUCGACGAAGGUUUCAAUUCGACCGAUAGUGACUCGAGGAAAUAUCAAUCAUUUAACUCCGAGAGUCCAAUAUCGCCGAAUUCGCCGAGAAGUUCCGUUUAUGCACAUUCAUCACCGAUUACAUUGAACCCAAACGAUUUGGACACAUUCUCUAACUUUGAUUUUAACGUUAAAAGAAACGAGAGUGUUAAUUCCGAUGGAAGAAAUAGGAAUAAUUUACAAUAUAAUGGAAGUUUUAGGAAUUAAUGUUUCAAAUUAUGAUUUAGGAGUGGGUUAAUUUAAUUCAUAGAAUUUAAUGUAUUAUUUU
Onthophagus taurus is the source of this 1506-nucleotide messenger RNA. RefSeq lists its product as uncharacterized. Gene Ontology annotation, cellular component: cytoplasm. The record is from RefSeq and is a predicted model, not a curated record. Gene Ontology annotation, biological process: multicellular organism development; proteasome-mediated ubiquitin-dependent protein catabolic process. NCBI's taxonomy places the organism in Eukaryota, Metazoa, Arthropoda, Insecta, Coleoptera, Scarabaeidae. Gene Ontology annotation, molecular function: ubiquitin protein ligase activity; ubiquitin conjugating enzyme binding.